CGCCGAUAGCGGCCGCCCGGCCCGGCGGUCAGGGGGCCGUCGCCGCACCCCAGUUCACCUGCGACACCCGUAGUGAUCCCUCAUAGAGCGCGAGCCGACCGGUACCAGAGUGCAGAGAUCUCUAGCGCUGAGGAAGGAACGUCCAUACCGCCACCAUGCCGUCUGUCUAUCUGGGAAACUUGACGCGCCUGCCAGCCUUCAUGAAGCUUGGAGAGAUCAUCAUCUUCCUGAUAGUGAUUAUAAUGGUGGAGGUUGGCAAGGUGUUGGCUCCUUACCAUGCCGGAGCCCUCCUUUACGGCAUUGUCAUCGGCUACAUGAUCGUGUACCUGAUUCUGAUCAUCUGCUAUCUGAUUGGAGAGACCACCACGCAGCACACCACGUUUGAGCUGCUACUGAACGGAAUUGGCAGCAUCCUCUUCCUAUCUCUCAGCAUCAAGCUCAUCGCUUACGGAGCCGACCUGCGCGGUUCUUGGUCAACUCAGACCAUCGUGGUGGGCGUCUUCCUUCUGAUGGUGGUGCCGUGUCAGUUAGUGGACGCUGUGUUCAAUUUCAAAUCGAGGAGCACUUAAUUCGGCGAGUCACGAGCUGUGGAUCAUACAUCGAUUCCGGCAGUGAUAACUGCGCAGAAAAAAAGAAACAGGGUAGCCGUCAGAUGGCAGAUAGGCCUAACACAAAUGCAACCACCAUAGCUCAUCGGCUCAUUAUGUCAUGUUGAGAAAAUGUCUGUCGGAAAAAAUAAAAGGUAUCGAACAAA
This is a messenger RNA of Amphibalanus amphitrite, 754 nucleotides long. RefSeq lists its product as uncharacterized. Lineage: Eukaryota; Metazoa; Arthropoda; Thecostraca; Balanomorpha; Balanidae. The record is from RefSeq and is a predicted model, not a curated record. The transcript is spliced from 3 exons. The coding region runs from base 156 to 569 and encodes 137 amino acids.